CACCUGUUUGCUGCCCCCCCCCAGCCAGGCAGCAGGAAUAUCGCUCAUGGCUUUAACCGCCGCCGCUCGCCCUUUCGUCGUGCUCUAGCCCAGCCCCUUGGAUGUCGUCGGCCGGUCUCCCGUCGCUACCCUCUACCGUCACUCGCUCAAAACCAAGGCCGCUUUUGCUUCCCAAGUGCUUGUCAUUCGCUUGUCCUCCUGAGCCGUCGGGGAUUGAGCCUCCACCACCAAUCGAGGACGUCAUCAUCCCUGCAGGGCCCCAAGACUGACCGACGCCCGGCCAGCCUUUUCGACCAAUCUGCCAAAAGGCGUGGUGGAUUGAACAACAAACAAGCACGCCGGGCGCCUUGAUCAUGGCUCGGCGAUGGGGCGCUACGGCGCUUCUGCUGCUUCAUGCCACGGCGAGCAUACAGGGGGUCGCCGCCCAAGCAAACGGCCCAAACUUUUACAAGAUUAGCACCAAAGAGGAGGUCAAACAGUCGGCAAAGGACCUGGCAUGGCAUGUUAUGACCCUGUACCCGGGUAACCAGACGGGCAAGGAGGUCGGGAUUUUCCCGGGCCCGCCGUCGGAAGGUAAGGGGCCAUACUACUGGUGGCAGGCCGGCGCCGUGUGGGGUGCCAUGAUAGAUUAUUGGCACUACACGGGCGACAGCACGUAUAACAAGAUCGUCACCGAGGGCAUCAUGAACCAGAUCGGCGAGGACCAGGACUUCGAACCCAGAAACCACCGCGCAUCGCUCGGCAACGACGACCAGGGCUUUUGGGGCAUGACGGCAAUGCUCGCCGCCGAGAACAAAUUCCCGGACGCGCCGGGGUCCGGCUCCACGGUGCCCGGAUGGCUGGGUCUCGCCCAGGCCGUCUGGGUCCGCCAGACCCUGCCCGAGCGCCAGGAUUCCGAGUGCGGCGGCGGUCUGCGCUGGCAAGUCCCCGGCGCCGGCUGGGGCCCCGGCCAAACCUACAAGAACACCAUCGCCAACGCUUGCUACUUCAACAUUGGCGCCCGGCUGACCCGCUACACGGGCAACUCGACCUACGCCGAGCAUGCCGAGAAGAUCUGGGACUGGAUGUGGGCGCUGGGCUACAUUGACCACGAGUCAUGGAGGGUUUACGACGGCGCCAACUCCAACCACAACUGCACCAACAUCAACCAUGUGCAAUACAUGUACAACCCCGGCAUCCUCAUGCAGGGCGCCGCGGCCAUGUACGACCAUACCAAAAAAGACAAAUGGAAAAACAUCGUCACCAACCUCGCCAAGGCCGCCAUCGAGAGCUUUUUCGCCGACGGCGCCGCUUUGGAGGCCUCAUGCGAGCCCUACGGGCCCACGAACUGCACGUCGGACAUGGUCAUGUUCAAGGGCUUCGUGCACCGUUGGAUGGCCCAGACGACGCUGCUGGCCCCCUUCGUCAAGGACGAGAUCCGGCCCGUGCUGCGCAAGUCGGCCGCCCAGGCCCUCAAGACGUGCACCGGCGCGCCCACGGGCCGCGCCUGCGGCUUCUUCUGGACCAAGGGCGAGUUCGUCGACCCGGCCCUCACCAGCGACACGCUGGGCGUCGGCACGCGCCUCGACGCCCUCUCGGCCGUCAUGAGCCUGCUCGUCGAGUUCGACGACGCCCAGUCCCCCACCACCGGGAGCACCGGCGGCAACAGCGCCGGCGACACCGGCGCCGGGCUCAGGCACACGCCCGCCACUGGGUACUCGGACAUCACGACGGGCGACCGCGCCGGCGCCGCAAUCCUUACCACGGUAAUAAUCGGACUUGCACUAGGCACGUUUGGGUGGAUCUUGUGGGAGAGAUCAGAAUGAACCAUAUAAGCGACUCUUUAAUUCCAAUCUUGUGUGCACAGCUGUUUCCUUCAUCCAGCCACGUCUUCAUGCUCGGUACCAUCACGAAUUUGCAUCUGGCCCCCACGUCAUGGGCUCCCGCCCGCCUCAUGGCACCGGAAAGAACUGGAUCUGGAGGACAGAUGUAGCUUCUCACGACAUUAACACAAUAUAAACAACCGCCUAUGGACAAAAACCGCCUCUGGUCUGCAUUCGAGACCUACUUCCUCGUCGCAAAGACGUCGCUGAUCCCCGCGACGCCGAGCCCCAGCCCCUCGGCGCCGUCGCAGAGUACCUCCCACAGCCGCUCGACGGGGGCCCCGUCCUCAAAGUCGGCGCCAUCCCCGUCCAGGAACCAGGGGGUGUCGCCCCUGAGGCUGCCCUCGACGAAAGAGAGCGCCAGCGAGACCCAGCCGACAGCCUGGCCCGCGCUGAGGCUGCCCGGUGGCUGGCGGAACUCGACGGUGCCCCGGGCCGAACACAGGCCCGUCAGGUCCCACUUGUACACCUUUCCGCGCACAAAGUCGUGCUUCUUGCGGUGCGCGCGCCCAUAGGCCGACGACGCUGGGAACAUGUUGAGCGCUGCCACGACGGCCUCGCGGCCCGCGUCGCCGCCGCUGUUGCUACUCCCGCCGUCUGACGAGGAAGAGGGCGACGACGAUAGCGUCAUGGCAGCCAUGGCGGCGGCGGCCACGGCCUCGUCGACGGCCACGAAGCACUCGGCCAGCGUCCGCCGACCCUUGAGCACCGGGUUGGCCCGGUUUGACUGGCACCAGUAGGCCGUCGACCCCCGCCGCCCCUUGGGCACGAGCGCGUCCAAGGCCGGCUCGAAGUACAGGAUGGCCUUGCCCAGCGUCGCCAGCUCGUCGGCUUCGAGGGGCGGGUACGUCGACACGUGCACGUGCGUGCUGCAAUUGCCGGACUCGACCACGGUGAAGGACGAGUGCAGCACGCUAAAGAUGACGUCGAGGUCUGCCGCCCACGUCCAGUCCGACGGGUAGACGGGGGAGACCAGCUCGAGUCCGUCUAGGAAAGAGGUGGGGUCCAAAGCGUUAGUGGGCCGCACAGCAAACGUCAACAAGACAGUUUCGUAUGGGGAGCAGAGGGAUAUUACACAGCCCCUUGGCCGGCUGCCCGGGGAUCGUGACCUCGGGGGCGAUGGACCACUUGGUGUACACGUCAGGGGAUUUGUCGCCGGAUUCGUUGAUGUGGUUGUCAAUCCCGGCCUUGGCCAGCUUCUUGGCCACCUCGCUGGCCAGCGACUUCCACGUCGAGUGCUUGCUCUUCUUGCUCCCCAUCAGCAACUCGAUCUCGACACCAAAGUAAAAGAGCCUGGAGGAAGCCAUGAUGACGAGUUCUUGGAGCCCGCUGUCUCGACGAGAGAGGAUCCGGGAAACGAGAGCAAGUGGAAUCUGGCAAACAGGAGCAAAAAGAAAGGACCUGACAGCCGCGCCCUGUCAUGAUUCAACCUUGACAUCGAUCCGCACGACUCUUCAGGGUUUUUAUACUUAGUCUGAGUGAGCCAUGGACACUCCCACGAGACUGAGGUAGCUCCACCGUCCCUCGUUUGGCGAGACGGCACCACACUACCCUAUCGGAUUCAUCAUCGUCUCCGCCCUCCUCGACCGUACCACCACACCCACUCGGCUCGACCACGGAUCGACCACGGAGCAGGUGACCAUGGCCAAGUCGGGGAGACCAGAGAAAGGAUGGAUCACAGCCACUCGACUCAUGAUCCGUCACACCUUCACCUUGUCCGAAGACGAAAGUCCGCGUGAACACCUCCCCGGCCCAACAAUGGAGGGCGCGCGGUCGUGGCCAGCGCUUGGAGCAAGGGGGGAAGAACCCCAGCCAGUCGAGUCAGGUGGCGACGCUUACUCCAUAACGGGCCUGUUAUCGAACUAUCAGAAGACAGGCGAAUCCCAAGCCGUGAAAGCCUCAAGGAGAGUCCGGAGGCGUCUCGGCCAGCGGCUGGCCUGGCCUUGUCUUAACGGAAGCCUUUGCUGGACCUAUCGGCAUCUGGGCAAGGACGAGAUUUCCGGCAGCUAGGCGAGUCCCAGGCCACGAAAAGACCGAAGGAGGGGUCCUAGAUGCCUCGGAGGCCUCUCGAUACGCAGCCAUGUCUCGACCGGCGCCUAUCGACACAGGAAAAGACUGCUGCUCCGACACGGUGGUUGUGGGGAUCACAGACGACGAUGUGCCGUGGCUGCGAACAAAGGCGGCCGGCUCACCCAGGCCGGAUCGUAUAAGCCGCGCGCCCUAGUUGGUCUUGGGCCAGGUACUAUCGACAUGCGGAGCGCCUCCUGGUCAGGCCCGGCGGGUGCCCAGCUUGGCAGAAGACAUUUGUCGGUAUCAAAACCAGUGUCUCACUGCCCAGCCGCCCAGCGAGCUGCGGCGAGACGGGGAGAGCUUGGUGGGGGCGGCGGCGAUCUUGGUGGGAAUAACGAUCAACAACCCCUCCCCUGGCGGCGGCCGCUGCGCAAACAAGUUCAGCAAGGACAAAAAGAAAAAGACGGACAUCAUCGAAACGCCGGGGGCGGAAAAGAGGGGCCGGGAGAAUUGCAGAGCCUCGGGUAGGUGGCCCCACGGCGCUUGCGUCAGCUAGGACUGAGGAACUGAGGAACAGGAAAGAUGGCCACUCGGGCUCAAGUUCACAGGCAAACCUCGUCCGGGAGGCCUGCGAUUCCGGCGGUGAGAGCAGGGCCAGAACGGUAAGCUUCCAAGAAUGGCUCACCGGAUUGUCUCAAGAUCCAGAUCUUUCGGAGCUUAUCAGCUCAUCAGGUCCAUAUGCAGUGGUCUCGAGACCUGUGGCCUAGUGGGGUACUUCCAGGCCGGCUGGACAGAGUGCCCGAAAGGGGUGGGUGUGAUGAGGUAGCACAAUGGUAGAGGUACGGCGGGGAUGCGUCUCUCCGGCCUUGCGGCAAAUGUGAUGUUGGGGGUGGACAUCAGCACAGCCGAUCCCUGCAGGCUGUUUCCCCUUUCUCUGGGGCUGCCAGACCGGGCCAGGCCAAUCAUAGUGGGUGAAAGUCCAGAUUCGGACGGCCUGACUGAUAAAGCCUCGAUCGCCGGGAUCGAGGGAGACCAGAAAGGGGAAAGGCGGCGCAUGUGCAGGGCUGAGACAUCGGGUUAAGCGCCGGGCGGCGUGUUAGAAAUCGAGACAGGUUCCGAGAGGUGAAGCCAGCCAAUUGUGCAAGAAGCCGGGAGUGAGUGGGCGUGGUGUGUUAUUCCCGCACAAAAAUAACAAAUGAUGGAGGCCCCUGGAAGGCGGCGCCAACGGCGUGUAUGGCGUCAAUACGAGCAGUUCCCACCGAGGCAUUCUCGAAUUGAAGUCCCGAGCUCAGGAGCAGCAGCGUUCUGGGAAUGGAGGGUAGCAGUUGCCGGCCAAGAAUGGAACAGACUGGGCAUGUACCUAGGUUCCUCGCUGCAGGCGAUUGAUUGAUUGCAUGGAACUGAACUGAGAGCUCCCGGCGCGUCGGCAACUUCUAGAACAAAAAACCCCCAGAAAAGAGGGUGUGCUCACGCCUAGGUUUUAGCCGCGCCCACAUGGUGGUCCUGCACGUACCAUGCAUGCCAUGGCCACGGCCUGGGCGGCCGCCGCCACUGGCCGGGUCGCUGGGGGCUGGUCGGGGCAGAGUAGGGUGAAGGACGGUGUGAUGGGCCUUGUCCAAGGGGAGCCCGGCGGGGGGGAUGGGGAGGGGAGAGAGGGGAGUUCAGCCAGCCUCCAAAGUGGUGCUGGAACACGCCGACAAGGCCUCGGGGGCAGGGGAAACCUGUCAAGGUGAGCGCGGCCUUGUCGGCAGAGGGGAAAAGCAAGGAAAAGUCGGUCACGCAAAGAGCGGCCUGCCGCAGGUGCUCGGCUGCCCAAAUCGGGACAGCAGAGGCGGGUUUGGGUGAGCUAAGGCUUCUCCUGCGCGCGUUACGCCUGGCACCAAGAUGAACUGAGGAAGGCCCGGCUCAAUCGCAUCCAGACCUUUCGCGGGUACCAUCUCCGGUAGACAGCCCGCCCAGCUCCUUCCUGUGCAUUUCGCAUCCAAGCCCCACUGUGACAUCAAUCGAAAUACCACCAACGGACCUACCCCCACCACAAAAAUAUGGCGGUUCCUUCGAGGAACGGGAACAGGAAUAGGUGUAGAAAUAAUAACAAGAUUAAAAUAAAAAUACGAAUAACAAUAGGGAUAAUAACAGGAAACGAAAAUAAG
This is a messenger RNA of Gaeumannomyces tritici R3-111a-1, 6022 nucleotides long. RefSeq lists its product as hypothetical. The record is from RefSeq and is a predicted model, not a curated record. NCBI's taxonomy places the organism in Eukaryota, Fungi, Ascomycota, Sordariomycetes, Magnaporthales, Magnaporthaceae. Gene Ontology annotation, biological process: carbohydrate catabolic process; fungal-type cell wall biogenesis. Gene Ontology annotation, molecular function: mannan endo-1,6-alpha-mannosidase activity. Bases 354 to 1805 code for a protein of 483 amino acids. The transcript has 3 exons.